Molecule: messenger RNA, 1459 nt
Organism: Triplophysa dalaica
Lineage: Eukaryota; Metazoa; Chordata; Actinopteri; Cypriniformes; Nemacheilidae
Product: striated muscle preferentially expressed protein kinase-like
Exons: 4
Coding region: 612-1451 (279 amino acids)
Molecular function (GO): protein kinase activity
Source: RefSeq, a predicted model, not a curated record
UCUUGAGUGUGACAAUUUUACUUUGAGAGCAAGGGGACGAAAGCCUGGGGACCCUCGUUGGAACCUCUACAGGGUUGGAAAUUCUGCAACUGAGUAAUCGCCACAGGAUCCAGCAAUCAUUUUUACCUUAAGACCCCGAAGAACUGUGGGAUUUGAAUCUGAGAGUUGAAAAGCUGAGGCCGAGACUUCUAGAAGGCAACGGUGGGAGCUGCUAAUGCAAUAUGAUCCACUUGGACUUGCUCUAAAAAUACCAACCAGCCGUAGUACAUGCGCUGCAUUAAUUGGUGGAAAGAUUCAACAUUUUGUGUUGUAACUUUCUAAUUGGAUGUCUCAAUGAUGUGAGAAACAUAUUCCAAAAUAUUGAUGGUGCAGAAACCUUUUAACAUAUUGUUGGAUAUAUUCUGCAUCGCUUUUUUAUUAGUGAAGGUGGUGAUGGAGUAUUGUAUUUAAUGACAUCUGCUGAAAUGUUCGGAAAAUGUUUACCAUAUCAAAACACCAAAUUUUAAAGAAUUGCUUCAUUUAUGGAAGAUCCAUCCAAGUUGUAAAUGUUCAUUGAAGCAUUAAGCAGUCAAUAAAGUCCAAAAGUCUGUGAAGAAGUUCUCAAGUUGAUCAUGAGGAAGGCCGAGAUCCAAAUGACCCUCAAGAAGGGUGCUGAUGAAGAACCGGGAGGAAUGGCACAUCCAAGCCCCAGGAUACCUCCGAAGCGAGCAAAAGUGAGUUCCGAUCAGCUCGUACCGGACCCUUCCGGUUCUGUCUACCCAACCCCGACCCCUCCGGUUUUCAUUCGGAAGAUGAGGAACGCCGCUGUAGGGACCGGUUGUGAUAUCCGUCUGAAAGUGGCCGUUGCUGGAGACCCUCAACCUUCUCUCUAUUGGUACCACAAUGAUGACCUGCUCGACAUGGACAACCAGGAAUAUGGAGGAUUGUGGAUCAGAGAUUGCAAACCCAGUGAUGCUGGCCUCUACAGCUGCAUUGCCACCAAUAGUCUCGGAGACGCCCGGAGCAGUGCUGUCCUGGCUGUUUUGGAUUUGGGUGAAGACUCAGAGACUACAGAAGACGAAGCCACUGAGCCACAAAUACCCCUGGAAGGUAAAGAAGGGGCCAGAGGUUUUCAAGAUGAGGCCCAACGUGUGCCUGCAGGUCAAAGGAUGAUGGAUGUCGCCCCAGAUACGAGCGAUCACUGGGCAGGCGGUGAGACCUCAGUGUUGGAAAGAGAAGCACCAUCCCUAGGAUCAAGAGCACCAGGACAGCAGUCAGCCAGGCAAGCCAACAGCCGGGAGCCGACGGGCACCCAGAUCAGGCACCUAGGGGUCGAGCCUCUGAUUCGAGCGUCACGCGCCAAUCUGUCCCGUCCAGUGUGGGGGUCCGAGGAAAGUGUGUCUUUAGCUAGCGAUUACUAUGGUAGCACAUUCAGUCUUUAUAGAGGAAGGACUUUUUCUGUACCCCUGUAAGUAAAAAU